Phaedon cochleariae (mustard beetle) is the source of this 1186-nucleotide messenger RNA. Lineage: Eukaryota; Metazoa; Arthropoda; Insecta; Coleoptera; Chrysomelidae. The record is from the annotation of a GenBank genome assembly.
AAGUUUAGGUUAUUUUGUCAUCUUCGUAUCAGUACGCGAGAGAGUCUCGCUAUGUGACCUCUAUUUUCAGCAUGUAAAUUCAGAAUAGUUGAUGAGCCGCUCUACAGUUUUCUGGCAUCUACUAAAUAACUACCGAACGAGAAAUACAAAAUUCUAUUUUAUUUAUUCGUGAAUCAUUCCAGUUAUAACUCUGCAGUGUUUGACUUAUUUACAUCUGAAUUUUCUAGUUACUAAUCGUUCAGGAAGAUGUCAGAAAAACCAGAUACUGUGCCCGGCUUAGGAUUCAAAGACAAAGAUAAGGCUCUAGAAACUAUAAAAAUUUUGGAAGGACGAGAUCCUGAUUAUCAAAAAUUAGCGAUAAAAGGUCUUGUUGGUAGAGCGAAGAGAACAUUAACACUGACGAAGGAUAAGGAUAAAUUAGCAAACAUCAAUGAGGCGGUUGCAACUUUUGAUGAGUGGCUGAGGAAAUUCGAGUUGAACAAUUUGUCAAAAGAAAAUAGGCCGUACCUCCCAAUAGCUUGUAUAGAUGCUUUGUUACCUCUUCGAAAUCGAUACGAUAUAGAAAGUAAACAAAUCGAUAGUUUUCUUAAUGCUUACAGAAAUCAAGCCAAGGGCGAAUACAAAAAUCUUCGUACAAUAUCCAGCGGUAACGAUGAGCCCACAUGGGAUAUCAUCAGGAAUGCAGAGCUGAAAAAACUCCUCAAAGAAGUAUCUGAAAAUGAUUCAGAAAUGUGGGAAGAAGAUUUGCCAUCGAAAAAACAUAUGGAAAUUAUUCUGUGGGCGUAUAGUCCAGAUGCGAGCAAAAUAAAGAAGAAUAUAUCGACCUAUGAAGAGAAAUUAGGUAAAACCAAGAGCACUGAGAGUAAAGAGAUGGACGUAGAUGAAAGGAAUGAAGAAAAAUGUGGGAAAAGGAAGUCGAAUGAAGAAAAGAAACCGAGGGAAAGGAAAAGAAAAUCAUCGAAUGAUAGUAGUUCUCAAGAUGAAGAAUCUCCUAAAAAGAAAAGUAAAGAUACUUGUUAAAUAGAUGUUGACUCACUGAUAUUCUCAUUUGUUAUUCCAUAUAUAUAUUUCUGUGUCAUCUAACAAUGAUUGGUUCAAAUAAAAAUUCGUUGCCUUCAUUUUCCAGAUUCUGAUCAUAGGUAAUGGAAAAACGUUAUCAUCACUUAUAGCUGUUGCAUUAUAAUCA